AUGGUUUAUCUUCGUCUAUGGGCUGAGCAACUUGAUUGUCCAAUCUUAUCAGUUAACUAUUCUCUGGCUCCUGAAGCGCCCUAUCCACGCGCUCUGGACGAAUGCUUUUAUGCAUUCUGCUGGGCUGCAGAAAACCGAAUGCUACUCGGUUGUCGACCAGACGCACGGAUUGUCAUCUGCGGCGACUCGGCAGGUGGCAACCUUGGUUUGGGCGUCUGCCAACGGGCCAUCUACUUUUCCCUUAAUGCUCAGCCGGCUGGGAUACUUGUCGCCUACGCUCCUACGCUAGUUGCCCCGGUGCCGUCACCAUCGAGAAUGCUCAGCCUCUGUGACCCUCUUUUGCCGAUGGGUAUUAUGCUUAGCUGUAUUGCCGGUAUGUUCACUACUCUUCUGGCUGAAAUCACGCAUAAGCAAAUGCUUGUUCAGGGCUUCUUAGAAUAA
Messenger RNA from Protopolystoma xenopodis, 441 nucleotides. Lineage: Eukaryota; Metazoa; Platyhelminthes; Monogenea; Polystomatidea; Polystomatidae. The record is from the annotation of a GenBank genome assembly.